AUUCUUCCCAUCUAAUUGCACAACCCAAUGGUCAAGGACACAAAGUACUAUGACAUGCUCGAGGUUUCUCCAGAUGCUUCGGAGAACGACCUCAAAAAGGCAUACCGUAAACUUGCUCUAAAGUUUCACCCAGACAAGAAUCCUGAUGCAGGCGAUAAAUUUAAAGAAAUCUCUCAUGCGUAUGAAGUGUUGUCCGACUCUCAAAAGCGCAGCGUAUAUGAUCAAUACGGUGAGGAGGGUCUUUCUGGCGAGGGCCAUGGACAUCACGGCAUGUCUCCAGAAGACUUGUUUUCACAGCUCUUUGGAGGCGGUGGUGGUAUAUUUGGUGGUGGAGGCGGUCGUCGUGGACCAUCUGGUCCCCGCAAAGGAAAAGACAUGGCACAUGCACUCAAGGUCUCUCUUGAAGACCUUUACAAAGGAAAAACUACCAAACUAGCACUACAGAAACAAGUCUUAUGUUCUGGGUGCGACGGAAAAGGUGGAAAGGAAGGUGCAGUCAAGACUUGCCCUGGAUGCAAUGGUCGUGGUUUCCGCGUUGUUAUGCGUCAGCUUGGACCUAUGAUUCAACAAAUGCAACAGACUUGCUCUGAAUGUGAGGGUGCAUGUGAAAUCAUUCGUGAUAAAGAUCGUUGCAAGACCUGUGUCGGCAAGAAAGUCGCGACUGAGCGCAAGAUUCUCGAAGUUUUUAUUGACAAAGGUAUGCAGGAUGGCCAAAAGAUUACUUUUGCUGGUGAGGGCGAUCAGUCUCCUGGAGUUAUUCCUGGUGAUGUCAUUAUUGUUAUCGAGGAAAAGCCUCAUUCCUCGUUCAAGCGAAAAGGCAGCGAUCUUUACUAUGAAGCCAAAAUUGAUCUUCUUACUGCUCUCGCCGGAGGCCAGUUUUCAAUUCCACACCUUGACGACCGUGUAUUGUUAGUCAAUAUUCUUCCUGGAGAGGUCAUUAAACCAGGAGAGACCAAGGUCAUUAACAAUGAAGGUAUGCCAACGUAUAAGCGGCCAUACGACAAGGGCUCCCUGUUUAUCACAUUCGAAAUUGUGUUCCCUAGCGCCAACUGGACUGAUGCUCAGCAUAUGAAGCAGCUUGAAAGCAUUCUUCCCCCUCGCCAAUCAUUGCCAUCCUUUGGCACGUCCGAGGUCGAGGAAGUCGUGCUUUCUACUGUCGAUCCAAUGCGUCAAAACCGGCCACAGUCAAACGCCAUGGAUGAAGACGAUGAGCAAGCGGGAGGUCCUAGUGUUCAAUGCCAGCAACAAUAAAUUUUUUUUAAAAAUACUAUUGUUUUAUUGUAUAAGAGUUGCUGAAAGAACAUGUUUGGCUGCUAAAGCAAUACUGCGUGCAACCAUGGCCACCGUCGAUUCGUCCUGGCAUUCCAAACGCACACUUGUGUUCAACCCUCGACGCAUCUCAUUGUCAACAGUGCAAGUCAAUAAAAUUUUACAAGCGU
Molecule: messenger RNA, 1439 nt
Organism: Batrachochytrium dendrobatidis JAM81
Lineage: Eukaryota; Fungi; Chytridiomycota; Chytridiomycetes; Rhizophydiales
Product: type I HSP40 co-chaperone YDJ1
Exons: 4
Coding region: 28-1251 (407 amino acids)
Biological process (GO): response to heat; protein refolding
Cellular component (GO): nucleus; cytoplasm; cytosol
Molecular function (GO): ATP binding; Hsp70 protein binding
Source: RefSeq, a predicted model, not a curated record